Molecule: messenger RNA, 2855 nt
Organism: Lactuca saligna
Lineage: Eukaryota; Viridiplantae; Streptophyta; Magnoliopsida; Asterales; Asteraceae
Source: the annotation of a GenBank genome assembly
AUUUUUUAAAGAUAAGAAUAACAUAAAAUUUCUAAUACCCAAACUAACAAGUAUAAAAAUAAAAAUAGAAUAAAAAAUUAUGUUGGUGAUUCGUGAUUGUAACUGAAAGUUAGAAUGAAAACCCUCCAUAGCCAUGGCAGCACCUUCAUGUUCGUAUUCUCACUCUUCUUCUACCCUUUUCUUUCUCAAGCUAUUGACACCAUAACACCCACACAACCCCUCACCAUCAAACAAACUCUAGUCAGUAAUGGUGAAGUUUUCGAGUUGGGGUUCUUCGAUCCAGGCAACAAUAAUUUGUAUAUAGGCAUUUGGUACAAGCAAAUUCAGCAGAAAACAUACGUUUGGGUAGCUAAUAGAGACAAUCCCAUUACUUCAUCGUCCGGGAACCUAACCAUCGCCAGCAACGGCAACAUGGUGCUUGUAAAUCAAACCGGAACUGUGGUCUGGUCGACAAAUCAACCUACACAGGUGGUGAAGACGGUGGGGCAGCUUUUGGACACCGGUAACUUUGUGCUUCGUCCGGAAAACGAUGAGAAUCCGGAGAAUUAUAUUUGGCAAAGCUUUGAUUAUCCGACUGAUACUCUAUUACCGGAGAUGAAACUCGGGUGGGACAGGAAGUCUGGAAUUCAUCGGUUUUUGCGGUCGUGGAAGACGAAUAUCGUUCCAUCCACCGGUGAUUAUUCUUUUAAACUGGAUAUCACUGGGUUCCCGGAGCUUGUAACGAUGAACGACGAAACCAUAACUUGGCGGACUGGGCCGUGGAAUGGGUUAAGGUUUAGCGGCACACCGCAGAUGGUGGGGUUGAAUAUAAUGAAGUUUGAAUUACAGGAUAAUUCCGAUGAGAUUACUUAUUCUUUUGAAAUGCUGGAUAGUUCUAUUUAUUCGCGAUUCGUUGUAAAUUCUUCUGGUAUUAGUCAAAGAUUGGUUUGGGCCGAAACAACAAAAACCUGGAAUACCUUCUGGUAUUUCCCCGGUGAUUUCUGCGAUCAAUUUGGUGAAUGUGGUCCGUUCGGCGUUUGUGAUACAUCAACUGCACCGUUCUGCAAUUGUAUGACCGGAUUCCGGCCCAAGAACAAACAAGCAUGGGAUCUACGAGAUGGAAAGGACGGGUGUGUUCGGAGCUCCGUAAUGGACUGUGGGUCGGAUGGGUUUCUGCUAUUGAAGAACAUGAAAUUGCCGGAGAGUUCAAACGCGUUUGUAGAUCAGACGAUUAAUUUGAGCGAGUGUGGUGCAAUUUGCAAGAAGAAUUGUUCCUGUGCUGCGUAUGCUAGUAUGAAUAUCACUGAAGGCGGGUCGGGUUGUGUGAUUUGGGUUGGAGAUCUUAUGGAUAUGAGGCACUAUGUCGAUUCUGAAUAUGGAGGGCAAGAUCUUUACGUUAGAGCUGCAGCAUCUGAUUUAGAUCAAUCAGUAGGAGCCGGAAGUUUAAAAAAGGGUUCCAACAAUGGCAACCACGUUGGUAAGAUUGUCGGCAUCACCAUCAGUACUUGUGUGGUGCUCACAUUUCUACUUAUUCUCGUCUACUUGAAGAGGAAGAAAACAAGAAAUCUGAAAAAAUCAUUUAAUAGAACUGGUCCGCAAGAAAGAACCGAAGAUUUCGUUGUAAAUAAAGGGGUAGUUGUACAAAGUAGAAGAGAUUAUUACAAUGAAACGACCAUGGAUGAACUUGAAUUACCAUUGUUCGAUUUUAGGACACUGGCUAUGGCAACAAACAACUUCUCGGAUACAAAUAAACUUGGUCAAGGUGGAUUCGGGUGUGUUUACAAGGGUACAUUAACAGAAGGCGAAGUUGUAGCUGUAAAAAGGCUCUCAAGAAUUUGUGAGCAAGGUUGCUGCAUUGAGGUUGAAGAGAAGUUGUUGAUUUAUGAGUUCAUGGAAAACAAAAGUCUUGAUAUGUUUCUUUUUGACAAAGAGAAAAAUGUGAAACUCAAUUGGAAAAUGCGACUCGAUAUUAUACGUGGGAUUGCACGAGGGCUUCUUUAUCUUCACCAAGAUUCAAGAUUUAAAAUCAUUCAUCGAGAUAUGAAAGCGAGUAAUAUUUUGCUUGAUAAGGACAUGAACCCAAAGAUAUCAGAUUUUGGUAUUGCAAGAAUUUUUGGGAGAGAUCAAACAGAAGCAGAAACAAAAAUAGUGGUUGGAACGUAUGGUUAUAUGUCACCUGAAUAUGCGAUGGAUGGCCAUUUCUCCACAAAAUCUGAUGUUUUUAGUUUCGGGGUUUUAAUUCUGGAGAUAGUGAGCGGUAAAAGAAAUAGAGGUUCAUCCAACACAACUAGCCAACUUAACCUUCUUGGACAAGCAUGGAAGAUAUGGAACGAAGACAAUGCUUUAGAACUACUAGACGAAUCUAUUAGAGCCAAAUUUUCAGAAAAUGAAGUAUUGAGGUGCAUACAAAUUGGAUUAUUAUGUGUUCAAGAACAAUCGGAAGAUAGGCCUGAUAUGGCAAAUGUGGUGUUGUUAUUGAGUAGUGAAAAUGUACGAAUGCCACAGCCAAAACAUCCUGGAUUUUUUAUUAGAAAAAUUAACAAAGAAAUUGAGUAUUCGAGCAAAGAUGACGAUUCCAAGACCAUAAAUGGAAUCACAAUAUCGAUACUAGAUGGUAGAUAGCGAAAAUAAGAUAGUUGUCAUCUAGUAUCAAUUAUCCAUCAUAUUUUCCCUUCUUCUUCGAUCCUUAAUUUAUUUUAGGAUCAAAAUUUCAUCAUGUAUCAUCUUAUUAGAAUGUUUUCAUUAUCUUCAUUUCUUCUUGUCAAUUUCUCCUUUAGUCUGAAUUAUACAAACACAUGACAGCUAGAUUAUUAUAACCAAAAAGUUUAUCUGUCAAUCGUUAAAACUCUAAGUAUGUCAAAUUUAGAAUUUGUUCA